AUGGGCAACCUUAUCUGGCACGAGUGGGCGCGCUAUGUCUCCAUCACCGCUAGUCUCUACUCCAUCUGGGCGGCCUUCUAUGGCAUCCUCUACCGCAAGUUCUUCUGGGAUUUCAUCGGUGGAACGCUGCGUGCGCCCGGAGGUCUCCAGCCAUCCCCUGGAAUCGCCUUGUUCAUCGACAUCAUUGUCAAGGCUCCCGUUGUCCAACUCAUCACUAUGUUCAUGGCGAUGGGGAUGGUUGCGCUGGAGUUCCCAGCACCGUUCGUGAAAGGGACCUCUAUACAGCGGAACUUCACGAUUAAGCUCGUGAUGCUCAUCAUGCAGGCCUUCUCUGCCAUAAUGUUCUAUCAGGGCACAAAUGGAGCAAUAUACUCGUUAGUAGCCGCCAUAGGCUACGGACGAGCUAUGAUGCUCGGAGAAGUAAUGGAAGAAGCGAAGAAUAACAAAGGAAGAGGCGGAAAGGCCUAG
Rhodofomes roseus is the source of this 468-nucleotide messenger RNA. RefSeq lists its product as uncharacterized. Bases 1 to 468 code for a protein of 155 amino acids. The transcript has 4 exons. NCBI's taxonomy places the organism in Eukaryota, Fungi, Basidiomycota, Agaricomycetes, Polyporales, Fomitopsidaceae. The record is from RefSeq and is a predicted model, not a curated record.